AUGGCUUUCUCCACGGGUGGCAUGGCUGGCGCCAUGGGAGGCGCGCAAGCUCAACAGGCCGCCGAAAUCGAGGACAUUCAAACAGAGCACCUCGGAUUCGCCUCCAUCGCCGGCCGUGACGUGAGAACCAAAAUCACGAACAAGCUCAAGCUGCUACCGUCGCCAUGGCCCGCCGAGGACUUGCCCUCGUCCGAGUCCAACCUGUUCACCGCAGCUCCAAGAAAAGGUGUUGUUGCUGCUGCCGGUCCAGACUGCCUGAUCAUCGCUUCCGCCGAUAGCAUCCGCGCUGCCCUGGCCUCUGGGCGUGAUGAAUCAAACAAGGAUCCCGUCGUUCCUUUUAGCCCGGAGCUUACCAUUCCUCUGCCGCGUCUGUCGCAGAUCGCAUUCACCUCGGACGAGCAGCACCUGGUUAUAUCGGCGCAACAAGGUGGAGGACUGGCAAUACACGAGGUCGCCGCGCUUUCGCAAAAGAAUACCAAUUCAGCCUUCCAAAUGCCAACGCAGAACAUGGCCUUGCGGGCGCUGGUACCUAAUCCGGCACCUGAGCUGGCCGAGUAUAUUGCCAUGGUCACGGAGAAGGGUCAAUUGAUGAUUGCGAAUCUGAAGCAGAGGGACUUUGUUCAGACGCAGAAUGGUGCUGUGCUCAAAGACAACGUGAGCUGCGUGACUUGGAGUAACAAGGGCAAGCAGUUGGUCGCUGGUCUGGCCGAUGGUACAGUCAUGCAGAUGAAGCCAGAUGGCUCUCCGCAAGCACUCAUCCCGCGGCCCCCGGAGCUUGUGGGCGAUCAGUACGUUUCCUGCAUCUCAUGGUUAACAAACGACGAUUUCUUCAUUGUUCACGCGCCCACGAGCACUGAACAGGGUAGUCCUUCUGAAAUGACUUACCACAUGGUCUCACGCGAGAAGAACACCCAAAAUUAUACCUUCCGCAAGUUCAUUCUGGGCGCAUGCGACGGCUUUGGCUUUAUUCGUAACUCACCGCCUCACUACUUCGUUUCUCGCCUAAGGAACUGGAAGCCUAGCUUGGACGACCUCGUACUGGUGUCUUCCACCGGAGGCGUAGAGCUCGGCGUGAUCACAAAGAGCUCUCAGCCUCUCUCACGAGAAAACCCGGUCACAAACAGCUACGUUCCGACAGUCAUGGCGGAUGAUUCCAGAAAGGCAUCUAUGCCUGGCACUGUCGAUGAAGACGCGUACCCGGACAUGCCCGAUUCAUCUCCACUCGGUCUUGCGCUUGACUUAUCUAGCAAGGACAAGGUGUACAAGCCCAUCGCCGGUAGUGACAUCGAAUGGUCAAAGACGCCCCUCCCUGCAAUCAUGAUCCUAAACCAUGAAGGUUACCUGAACGCCUGGUGGAUAGUCUACGAUGGAUCAGUUGAGGCGGGCACUGCUUACGAAGGUCUUGCUGCAGCAGGUGGCGCUCAAUCUGCACCCAUGCCGCAGCAAAGUCAGCCGGCUGCUCCUGCUACGUCAAGUCCAUUUGGUAAAUCUGCCUUUGGUCAGAGCUCUGGCUUUGGUAACGCAUCUCCUAUGGGUCAGAGCAAGUCUCCUUGGGCAUCAGCUAGCACAGGCAGUUCACCUGCCUUUGGCCAGCCAAGUUUUGGAUCAGCAUCAAAGCCGGGCGCCCCAGCUUUUGGGAAGGCGACAUUUGGGUCACCCUCCCAACCUGGUGCUGGUGCGGCUUUUGGUUCAGCUGGUGGCCUGGGCCAAAAGGCUUCUCCAUGGGGAAACACUUCGACGCCUUCUCAGAUUCCCAAGCCUAGUGGAGGCUUUGGUAGUUCGGGUUCGAGCGGUUCGACAAUCAAAUCCCCAUCCUUCGGAGCUCCAGCCCAAUCAUCGACGAGCGUGUUCGGUCAGCAGAAGAAGCCGGAUCAGCCCCAGUCUCAAGAGUCGGACAUGGGCGAUGCGGAUGAUGCCAAUGGAGAUGCAACUCCGAAGGAGCCUGCGAAGCCGGGCCCCUUUGGGUUGGGCGCCAGUGGUUUCAAGCUCGACUCUGCGUUUAAGGGAGAUGGAUCUGCGAAGGAUGAUUUGCCGAAGCCUGAGACAGGAUCCAGCUUUGGCAGCUUCGGUCUUGGGUCGUCGUUUGGUGCAGCUUUGGGUGAUGCUCAGAAGACGGAAGAGAAGCCGCAAAACAAGGCUUUUGGAUCGUCCCUGUUUGGAACUAAGACAGAAAGCACGGCCCCCAAGGAUGCCCCUAAGACCGGUGGUAGUCUGUUUGGUUUCAACAAGCCUGCCUCAUCGGCGUCUCCGUUUGCGUCCACCGGAACCAGUAUUUUCAGCAAGCCUGCAGAGAAGGCCAAGUCCCCUACCCCGGAAGAGCCCAAAAAGGAAGAAAGGCAGCCCGAGGCGGCCCCUCUGCCACCGGACUUCAUCAAGAAGCCCGCGAAGAAGGAGUAUGAUUCCCAGCCCGAAGCAGCUCCUCUGCCACCAGACUUUAUAACGAAAACACCCAAGAAGGACGAUUCAAAGCCAGAAGAUGCCCCCCUUCCUCCCGACUUUACUCUUCCCAAGGCGAAAAAGGAUGAGCCUGAAGAGGAAGACUUCCCCCCAAUUGCAGGCAGCCCUCCUGUCAAGGUCGAAAAGCCGGAGUCGCCUUCCCUUUCGGAAAUCCCAGAGAAGAAGGACGAGCCUGCACCCGCACCCUCAGCGCCUGCCGCGAGCAACAACGCCUGGAGCUUCCCUCCCGUAGAGAAGACCCGUUCAGACUCCCGGUCCAGGCCGAUGGCCCAGCCCAAAUCCCGCAGCCCGUCUCGUUCUCCAAGUCGGAAUGCCUUCGCCGCGUCAACGACCCCCGCCGGUAUGCCCAGGCACAUUGGGCGCGCACCUUCUUUCCCUCAGCCGUCGUUCACUCAGCGUGAUGAGCCUCUCCGGUCACCCAGUCCGGUUCGUACGGCUUCUGCAUCGAUACUCAGUCCUGGUCCCAGGCGCCAGGCAGUGACAAUACCACCUCCGACUCCGAUCUCUCGUGCAACCUCGCGACUUCAACAGCCUGCAGAACAGGAUCCCGUCUUCCAGGAUUUGGGUGACGAUCAAGAGUUCGAGGCAACAAGGCAAAUUCUGUCUUCAUCGCCCCGCGCAACCAAGACGUUGGAGGAAUUCUACGUGCAUCAGGACUACGCCGGAAGGUCCGGCCCCUCUAGUGUGUCUGGGUCAAUUGAACAGCUUUACCGGGAUAUGCAGAGCAUGAUCGAUACGGUUGGCCUCAACGCACACAAUCUGGCGGGCUUUAUCAAGGGUCACAAUGAAGUCACUCACGAGGGCCGUUCACGCGAUGACCUUGACGUCAACGUGGAUGACCCUGAAGACAAUGACUGGAUCCUUACUGAGAUCGAGGAUCUCUCCAAGGUUGAGAACAGCCUCGAGCGUUCGCUAGACACUGGCCGUGUUGUUGACGUUCAAAACAAGAUCCGCGACCUAAUUCGCCUGUCUAAGGACGUUGGCCAGCUGCGCAGGCGCCUCAAUGACGUGCGCAAGUCGAUCGAGCAGCGCCGCGACCCGUCCAAACUCGCUGUCACGCGCGCAACGCCCCUCUCAGAAGAACAGGGCGCACAGCAAGCACAGCUCCGCUCGGCCUUUGCUCAGACACAGAAGCUCCUUGCCCAGGCCGAAGAAGGCAUAGUUCUCCUCAAGACGCGCAUUUCGUCCGCGCAGGCUAGCAAGGCCGGCGGCACCGGCAACUCGUCGGCCACGCCUACGGCCGAGGCGGUCGAGAACACCAUCAAGAAGAUGACGAGCAUGAUCGAGCAUAAGAGCGGCGACCUCGACGUGUUGGAGAACCAACUCCGGAAGCUACGCCUCCUCGGCGACGGCGACGACGAAUCAGAGCAUCCAGCGGAGGGUCAGACGGCGGAGGAGGAUGGCGAUGAUGACAUUGCUGCUGGCCUGAACGCCAUGUCGCUCCGCAGCUCUGGCCGCUUCAGCCGCGAGGCCAGCCCGGCCGUCUUCGCCACGCCGCCCUCGGGCAUGCGCAGGGGCUACCGCAGCCGCGAUGGCACGCCGUUCAGCGCCGGCGGCGAUAGCGCCCGCAGGCGCCUGUUCUUCACGCCCGACAGGUACGGCUCGGCCAGCCCGGGCCUGCUGAGGAGCAGCGUCGGGCCUGGAACCGGCUCGGAGCUCGUGCUCCGUAGCGUCGAGGACGCGGCUUUCGGCGGCGAGCACCUGGUCGGAAGAGACGAGGUCAGAGUGUACGUGCGCAAGGUGGAGAAGAAGGCCAUCGUCAAGGACAAGCUGAAGGAGGCCAUCGCGAAGAGGGGACCGAGGGUCACGAAGAUGGCUGGUGCGAAGUAA
This is a messenger RNA of Lasiodiplodia theobromae, 4287 nucleotides long. RefSeq names its product Nuclear pore complex subunit nup159. The coding region runs from base 1 to 4287 and encodes 1428 amino acids. The record is from RefSeq and is a predicted model, not a curated record. Gene Ontology annotation, molecular function: protein binding; structural constituent of nuclear pore. Lineage: Eukaryota; Fungi; Ascomycota; Dothideomycetes; Botryosphaeriales; Botryosphaeriaceae. Gene Ontology annotation, cellular component: nuclear pore. The transcript is spliced from 4 exons. Gene Ontology annotation, biological process: RNA export from nucleus; protein import into nucleus.